AUGGGAUCUUCAAACCCCCCCUGGAGUGGAUCUUCAACUCCGACUAUAGCGAAUCCUCAAUCCGCGCGUGGAGAGCGUGGAGAACUCCCCCGUCGAAACGCCUAUAGGGGAAGAUCUUCAACAUCUUCAGCGAACCCUCAAUCCCCACCUGAAGAUGCCUGGAGUGAUUAUCCAACCCCAGCCGAGAGUAUAUCAACCCCUUUCUCCGGCACAUUUUCAACCACCGCCGAGGGUGUGUCAUCUCCUUCCUCGAGUGCGGAUACGUCAUCUCAUUAUUCGUGUACCAACUUGUCAGACAACAAUACCAAUAGACGGAUACCCGCACAACACGUUAGAAACACAGUGGCGCAUGCGCGAAAGACGACGAGUAAUGGCGGGAUGUCAGCCCGCGAAUACCCACACAACUUUCAAAACACAGAGAAGUUAAACACCGGAAUUCCUCUUCCUAUUAUGGAGUUCCCGAUUGAAGGUCCGGAUGAGCCAUAUUACACUAGUGGCAACCUCACUAGUUCUGAGGCCCGAGCGAUGUACAAUGAGACGGCCAACGAAUCUCCUGUGGGCGUUGUAUACCACGACCCGACUAAAGGCAGGGAUAAUAAAAGAAAUAUGUCGUUGGCACCCUAUCGCCCGUCAACAAAGAAAGACAAGACAAACAAGGAGGAUCAAGAUGAAGCAAGCUUGGAGGUGGACUGA
Venustampulla echinocandica is the source of this 693-nucleotide messenger RNA. RefSeq lists its product as uncharacterized. Gene Ontology annotation, molecular function: RNA binding; RNA nuclease activity. NCBI's taxonomy places the organism in Eukaryota, Fungi, Ascomycota, Leotiomycetes, Helotiales, Pleuroascaceae. The coding region runs from base 1 to 693 and encodes 230 amino acids. The transcript is spliced from 3 exons. The record is from RefSeq and is a predicted model, not a curated record.